Molecule: messenger RNA, 6793 nt
Organism: Nomascus leucogenys (northern white-cheeked gibbon)
Lineage: Eukaryota; Metazoa; Chordata; Mammalia; Primates; Hylobatidae
Source: RefSeq, a predicted model, not a curated record
CCUCAGGCCCGGCGGCAGCCCCCGCAGUCGCUGAAGCGGCCGCGCCCGCCGGGGGAGGGAGUAGCCGCUGGGGAGGCUCCAAGUUGGCGGAGCGGCGAGGACCCCUGGACUCCUUUGCGUCCCGCCCCGGGAGUGGCUGCGAGGCUAGACGAGCCGGGAAAGGGGGCGCCGCCCAGCCCCGAGCCCCGAGCCCCGCGCCCCGAGCCCGGAGCCCCCUGCCCGCCGCGGCACCAUGCGCGCCAAGCCGGCGUGACCGGCUCCGCCCGCAGCCGCCCCGCAGCUAGCCCGGCGCUCUCGCUGGCCACACGGAGCGGCGCCCGGGAGCUAUGAGCCAUGAAGCCGCCCGGCAGCAGCUCCCGGCGGCCGCCCCUGGCGGGCUGCAGCCUUGCCGGCGCUUCCUGCGGCCCCCAACGCGGCCCCGCCGGCUCGGUGCCUGCCAGCGCCCCGGCCCGCACGCCGCCCUGCCGCCUGCUCCUCGUCCUUCUCCUGCUGCCUCCGCUCGCCGCCUCGUCCCGGCCCCGCGCCUGGGGGGCUGCUGCGCCCAGCGCUCCGCAUUGGAAUGAAACUGCAGAAAAAAAUUUGGGAGUCCUGGCAGAUGAAGACAAUACAUUGCAACAGAAUAGCAGCAGUAAUAUCAGUUACAGCAAUGCAAUGCAGAAAGAAAUCACACUGCCUUCAAGACUCAUAUAUUACAUCAACCAAGACUCGGAAAGCCCUUAUCACGUUCUUGACACAAAGGCAAGACACCAGCAAAAACAUAAUAAGGCUGUCCAUCUGGCCCAGGCAAGCUUCCAGAUUGAAGCCUUCGGCUCCAAAUUCAUUCUUGACCUCACACUGAACAAUGGUUUGUUGUCUUCUGAUUAUGUGGAGAUUCACUACGAAAAUGGGAAACCACAGUACUCUAAGGGUGGAGAGCACUGUUACUACCAUGGAAGUAUCAGAGGUGUCAAAGACUCCAAGGUGGCUCUGUCAACCUGCAAUGGACUUCAUGGCAUGUUUGAAGAUGAUACCUUCGUGUAUAUGAUAGAGCCACUGGAGCUGGUUCAUGAUGAGAAAAGCACAGGUCGACCACAUAUAAUCCAGAAAACCUUGGCGGGACAGUAUUCUAAGCAAAUGAAGAAUCUCACUAUGGAAAGAGGUGACCAGUGGCCCUUUCUAUCUGAAUUACAGUGGUUGAAAAGAAGGAAGAGAGCAGUGAAUCCAUCACGUGGUAUAUUUGAAGAAAUGAAAUAUUUGGAACUUAUGAUUGUUAAUGAUCACAAAACGUAUAAGAAGCAUCGCUCUUCUCAUGCACAUACCAACAACUUUGCAAAGUCCGUGGUCAACCUUGUGGAUUCUAUUUACAAGGAGCAGCUCAACACCAGGGUUGUCCUGGUGGCUGUAGAGACCUGGACUGAGAAGGAUCAGAUUGACAUCACCACCAACCCUGUGCAGAUGCUCCAUGAGUUCUCAAAAUACCGGCAGCGCAUUAAGCAGCAUGCUGAUGCUGUGCACCUCAUCUCGCGGGUGACAUUUCACUAUAAGAGAAGCAGUCUGAGUUACUUUGGAGGUGUCUGUUCUCGCACAAGAGGAGUUGGUGUGAAUGAGUAUGGUCUUCCAAUGGCAGUGGCACAAGUAUUAUCGCAGAGCCUGGCUCAAAACCUUGGAAUCCAAUGGGAACCUUCUAGCAGAAAGCCAAAAUGUGACUGCACAGAAUCCUGGGGUGGCUGCAUCAUGGAGGAAACAGGGGUGUCCCAUUCUCGAAAAUUUUCAAAGUGCAGCAUUUUGGAGUAUAGAGACUUUUUACAGAGAGGAGGUGGAGCCUGCCUUUUCAACAGGCCAACAAAGCUAUUUGAGCCCACGGAAUGUGGAAAUGGAUAUGUGGAAGCUGGGGAGGAGUGUGAUUGUGGUUUUCAUGUGGAAUGCUAUGGAUUGUGCUGUAAGAAAUGUUCCCUCUCCAACGGGGCUCACUGCAGCGACGGGCCCUGCUGUAACAAUACCUCAUGUCUUUUUCAGCCACGAGGGUAUGAAUGCCGGGAUGCUGUGAACGAGUGUGAUAUUACUGAAUAUUGUACUGGAGACUCUGGCCAGUGCCCACCAAAUCUUCAUAAGCAAGACGGAUAUGCAUGCAAUCAAAAUCAGGGCCGCUGCUACAAUGGCGAGUGCAAGACCAGAGACAACCAGUGUCAGUACAUCUGGGGAACAAAGGCUGCAGGGUCUGACAAGUUCUGCUAUGAAAAGCUGAAUACAGAAGGCACUGAGAAGGGAAACUGCGGGAAGGAUGGAGACCGGUGGAUUCAGUGCAGCAAACAUGAUGUGUUCUGUGGAUUCUUACUCUGUACCAAUCUUACUCGAGCUCCACGUAUUGGUCAACUUCAGGGUGAGAUCAUUCCAACUUCUUUCUACCAUCAAGGCCGGGUGAUUGACUGCAGUGGUGCUCAUGUAGUUUUAGAUGAUGAUACGGAUGUGGGCUAUGUAGAAGAUGGAACACCAUGUGGCCCGUCUAUGAUGUGUUUAGAUCGAAAGUGCCUACAAAUUCAAGCCCUAAAUAUGAGCAGCUGUCCACUCGAUUCCAAGGGUAAAGUCUGUUCGGGCCAUGGGGUGUGUAGUAAUGAAGCCACCUGCAUUUGUGAUUUCACCUGGGCAGGGACAGAUUGCAGUAUCCGGGAUCCAGUUAGGAACCUUCACCCCCCCAAAGAUGAAGGACCCAAGGUGAAUAUGGCCACAAGCAGGCUAAUAGGGGCCGUGGCCGGCACCAUUCUGGCCCUGGGGGUGAUUUUUGGAGGCACAGGGUGGGGAAUAGAGUAAGCAUCCUUGCCAGUUUCAGAGUGUUUCUGUGUGGUGCCUGGUGUGUGAGGCGAUGCCUGUACCUGACUCCAUGUCUCGUCCUGUUGACCGUGUUUCCCGUGGUAGUGCACCUUGUGGUGUGACUUGGAUGUUGCUUGUGUCCUGUGGUUUUCUUGUGUCAUGUAGAACCUUCUCCUGUCUGGAACAAUGUGGGGCAUAACAUAACACUGGGUGUGCUUCCGAUAGCUUCACAAUUAAGGCAAUAGUCCCAACACUUCUAUUGCUCCUCCACUUUAUAAAAGUAAUUUUAAAAUACAGACUUUUUUUUUAAACCAUUUAUUGGCAAAAAUGCUUUUAUAUGUAUAUUUUCUUAGGAUUCUUGUAAUAAAGUUAAUCUGUGCCAGUCAAAUAAACUUACGUAUAUAACUAGGAAUUAUCAACAGUUAUAGCACCUUUUAAAGGUAAUAAAAAUGAUAGCUACUAAUGUUUUCUUCAUUUAUUUAGAAUGAUAUAGGAGGCUGCAGCUUAAUUUUUUAAAAAGAAGAUAUUUAGCAUACUGCCUUCCUAUUUUUCCUAUAAAAUAGGUUAAUAAUUCAAAAUUGAAGUCUACAUAAAUAUUUGGAAGCAAGGAGCAUUAAGAAUGAAAAAAUAUUUAAUCCAAACCUGUAUAACCAUAAGUGAACAGCUGCAAAUCACCUGGUGGGUUGGUCUUAAAAGUAGCCAGGGUGUAAAUAGAUAUAUUGUGUGCCACUUGCCCAUUAAGCUGUCACAGACAUACAGUUCUGCUGAUGCUUUGAUUUAGGGUACUCUGUACUUGAUCCACAUCCUCAAAAUAGCUGUCAGUUCUCCAGGGCACACUGCUUCCUGAGAUUGCUAAUCUGUAGAUUAAAAUAUUAUCAUGAUUUUUUUCUUCUCUCUCUAAUUCGAAAAAGAAUAUUUAAGAAUGGCAGACAUAACCCUUUACACAAUCUUUUCUGUCUACUGUGGUGGUGGUAACACUUCAAAGUGGCCCAGAAUGAAUUACUAGUAUCUUCAGGCAUCACUAGAUAUCUUUGACUCACCUACCCCAAAUCUUGGGCUUAUUGUGAAUAUCAGACAUGUUUUUCUUUAGUCUCAUUGGUUAAAACAAACGGGUGCUCCUCUUACAUACUGGAAUUGGGAGACCUGGGGACCAAAAUAGCAUUAAGAGGGAAGCAGGUUCAUAGUUCACACCUUGUGUUGAAGAUGACAUGAGCCUUCUUUCUUCUGGAUUCAGGGACUUUGACCAGACUUAGAUCUUCCAACUCACAUCUCAUCUCUAUGGACUGUGAAGCUGGUUAGCACAGGGGAAGCUAGAAAUACUAGAAAAGAGAUUUUGUUUCUCCUUGUAUAUUAGAAAACAAAGACCGUAACAGGGAUAAAAAUAUUUAGAGACAAGAACUUUGUCCUGUAAAAUUUCCCCUUGGAUCUGUUGACUGGAUUAUAUACAGAAGAAACAUUCCUUUUUCAGGGCCAGCUCCAUGCAUGCAUUUAUGUGAAAUUCCUCCUUGACAAAUGGUAGUUUUCUGAAAAUCAUCCCAAAUGCAUUUUUUAACAUUAUACAUUGGCUGUAACUUUGGUAUCCUUAAAUGUACUAAUUGAAAGGAUGAAUUCUAAUAAUCCUUCCUUUAAGUCUUAGAGAUAGGUAAAAUCAAAGAGGCCUUUCUUGUAAAACAUAGUCCUUGUUACCAGCAUUUGUUUUCAUCAAUCAUUUCCAGUUUUGUUCGUUUGUGACUAUUUCUAAUUGUGACAGGUAAGUCUGUGUAAGUGUAUAUAUAUUUUUUCUAAAGAUAGAUUUCUUAUUAUUCCUAGUUUAUGAGCACUAGUUGUCUCUUAGCUUACUGAUUUUUUUCCCAUCAAAUUCCAAGUUUUAGCAUAAUUGCUCAAGAAAUAUAGUUUUUUAAAAAAUAAUGUAGUACAAUAUAGAUUGUCUUAACAUUUCUUAGUUUAACUGAUAGAGUAAUGUUCAUUCAGUCACUAAGAAUUCCAUGGGCAGUUUUAUUUUUCAAUUUCUACUCAUUAGUUUAUAAGUCAGGAAUCAUUUUUCAUGAGUUAUGUAUUGAUUCUAAUCCUAGCCUGUGUUUUCUGAAGCUGACGAAGUGCAAAUCAUAUCCAAAGCAUAGAGUAUGUACAUGGUUAUAUUUUUUUAAUACUUGUUUUGAAAUUUGAUUCUGUGUUGAAAUGUGGGGAGGAAAUACAUGUAAACGGAAUAAAGUUUCCCUAAUACAGAAGUUAGCAGACUUUCUGUAAAGGGCAAGAUGGUAAAUAGUUUUAGCUUUCAGCCUACAGGGUUGUCUGUCACAACUUCUCAACAAUGCUGUCUUAGCAUGAAAGCAGCCAUAAACAAUAUGUAAGUAAAUGCGCAUGGCUGUGUUCCGAUAAAACUUUUUUGCAAAAACAGACAGUGGGGCUAGAUUUGGUCUGUGGGCUCUAGUUUGCUGACCCUUGACUUAAUAGGAUAUGUUUUAGAGUCAGACAAAUCUGUGUUCACAUCUUGCCGCUAUCACUCACAAACUUCCAGAAGCCUGUUUCCUCAUCCAUUAAACAAGGAUAGUCAUAGUUCCCACCUCAUAUGAUUUUUGUAAAGAUCAAAUGAGAUACUGUAUGUCCAGUGUUUAGUACUGUGUCCGGCGCUUAGUAAGUGCACAAUACGGUAGCUAAACUAUUUUUGUGGCUCUCAUUAUUAUUAUUAUUAUUGGUGUAUCUCUAAAGGCAACUGAGAUUCGUUCUCUAGAUGGUCAGUGGUUAGUCUUAAGAGCAUGUCACAAGCCCAGAAGCCUGAAGAGACCUGCAUCCCUGAGACUGUAUUGCAGCUGUCCUCUACCUGCCCACCAAGCCCUGGAUGGUCUCCAAGUAAAAACAUGUUAGGCAUGCAAUUUGAGUGCCGCCAAAAGUGACAUCCAUUUAUGUACACAGUUGAGGGCACUGAUGUGAGCAGAAAAGAGAAUUUUUUACACAGAAAUGAAUGUAUACACAAACCUCAAGGAUUUUAGAGAAACUAGCAACAUUGGCUUUGUGAUUCCUGGAGCAGGGAUACAUAGGACUGAAAGUAUUUUGUUGUUAGGGGACACUGUACCUGCAUAUUAGCAUCCUGAAGGAUGGGAUAUGUAAAGUAAUUAUUAUACUAGGUUUAACGUUGCUUAGAUUUUAAAAUGCUGAGCUUAAGGAGAGGAGUGAGCGAGUGGACAGGAGUUACUAGAAUAUGGAUUAGCUCUUAUCCUUAGCAAUUGAUAGAAAUGCCACCUUGUCUUUUCUUUCUUACUGUCCUUUGGCUCUCUGCUUUUUUAUAUCUCUAAGCCUCAAAGUUCUGUUAGUAACAAUGGGAACUUUAAAGCUAUUCUCAGUUGAAUCUAAGGAAUCUUUUUACCAUUUCCCCAAAAUUACCCAAAUGAGAUUUAUGCUUCCUUAUAUCUUGCCUUUGGAACCCCAUUUUGGUCUUUACCACUGUAAGGAUCGUGAAGAAGUGUAUCUUUGAGAGCAAGGCUUCAAAAGUCAGAUCUGUAUUGAUGACUUCCUUCUGACUGCUAAAUUUUAACUGUCUCCAAGUGGGGAAUUAAAAAGUUAACAUUCAGACCACUUUUAGGUGCUUUUUGGAAGGGCAUUGUAGCAGAAUGUGUUUCCUUUCCUCCAUGCCCCCAUUUGUCAGUCAGAUGGAGCUAAUCUGAAUGCGAUGGUGUUCUCUAUGUGCUUUUACUUAUUUGAUACAUAAUACUUGGAAAGAAGAAGGACGUGUAAAGACAGCAAGUGGGGCCUAUUUGCUUCAAAUUCUGUGAAAGGUGAAUUUAAUGGAACUUAAUUGUCAAUGGUGCGGAAACUUUAGAUUUAAAGACAUAUAAAUCCAAGCAACGCUCACCAUAGCAUCUAAAGUGCAAUUAAGCUAAGUAAAUAAAGGCAAUUUAAAUGUUUAGCCAUCUUUUACACAGGAUAUUUACUUCCUGAAACUGCUUAACUGCCUUUCCCUUGUGGUAACGAAAGUGGUUGGUUCAUAUGACUCUCUUCCCAUGAUCCU